CCUCAAUAAUUAAUUCAACUACCAUAAAGGAAAAAGGAUAAAAAUUAUCACAUGAGAGACUCACUACUCCACUGAAAUCCACACCCUCUUCACCUUGCAAUCAUUGAGUAAAAAUUCAUGGAUGGUUUGAUCAAAGGUUUGGUCGACAUUGCGCUCGGCGUCGUAGGCGACCGCCGCGACGGAGAUGAUGAGUCCCGUGACGAACGCUCCAGAGCUACGUGGGCUGAGGUGGCGGCCGGAGAGCAGGAUAACGGUGAUCGUGCGGAUAGGCAUCGUCCAAAUCGGUCAAGAAGAGAGGAGGACAGUCAAAUCCGCAACGACGAGUGGGAGGCCCCGAACUCAAGACCUUCCAGGCCAUCGCAUAUGGCCGGGCAUGAAGGAUAUGAAAGGUCUGAAGUUGUUGAGCAACAUGAUUAUAACCAAAAUAACUGGAACAGAAGGGAGGAAGAAAAGAACAAAAAUGAUGGCUGGGAGACUGUUGGUAAACGGCCUCAAAGGCGACCACACAAGGUUCAGAUGGAUCACUGGCAAGGAUACAAGCGACCUCCUAGUGAGCAAGAAUAUUGCAAUGAGGUUGAAGUUGGUACGAACUUAAAGCCUUCAGAAGAGGAACUUGCUGACUUGUCCCAAGCUUGUAACAGGCUCUGGGAACUCGAUUUAAACCGUCUGGUUCCUGGAAAGGAUUAUCAAAUUGAUGUGGGUGAAGGGAAGAAGGUUUACCAGAAAGAAGAUAUGGCAGAAGGAAGCCUAUUUUCCUGGCUCAAUGAGGACAUUUUUAGGAGACCCACAUUUUCACGUUUCUGUUCUCUCUUAGAUAAUUACAAUCCGGAUGUAGGGCACAAAGAAGUCAUUUCAUCUGAAGAGAGACAAGAGCAGACUGCUUUCAUAGAAGAAAUCAGCAGAACUGCUCCAAUCAAAUAUCUUCACAAGUAUCUAUCUUUGAAGGGUAUUAUAUCUGAGAACUAUCAGGAUUUUAAGAGCAUGUUGGCUACGGUAUGGUUUGAUCUUCACAACCGAGGAGGUACAUCUGGCUCCUCUUCGGCUUUUGAACAUGUUUUUGUUGGAGAAAUCAAGCAGCGUGAUGAACAAGAAGUUUGUGGCUUCCAUAAUUGGCUUCAGUUUUACCUAGAAGAGGCAAAAGGAAGAGUUGAUUAUCAAGGUUUUAUCUUACCCCGAAGACAUGGGGAGAUUCCAGAUUCUGAAUCACAAUUGCUUACAAUUCAGUUUGAAUGGAAUGGCGUUCUGAAAUCUGUAUCAAGCACUUUGAUCGGAGUAAGCCCAGAGUUCGAAAUUGCUCUCUAUACUCUUUGUUUCUUUACAGGCAGAGAGGAUAACCAUAUUCAGCUGGGCUCAUACCCUGUUAACAUCAAGUGCUACCGCUUUGGAGACAGAAUUGGCUCUGUGUUUCCCAUAGCAGUGUCUUGAAUUUCAGGCAUUCUCAGAAAAACCGAGCAGCAUAUCCAGAGGAUAGGGCUAUUUCCAUAGAAGCUGUCUCAAACACAAAAGCUGCUGUGGAAAUAGGCGCACUCCAGAUGCAAUAUAAAGAUGGAAACAUAUCAAUCAAUUACAGUAUGACUACAUUUAUAACCCUACUAUCUUGUUUAUUAAGGCAUGUUGACUGAUUCUGAUCAUAUAAAAACUAGAGAAACACUGAAAACACUGCUUAUGUAAGUUCCCUUUGCUUUUAUAGUAUGAUGCAUUAGCUUCCAUGCUUCAUAAAAGUUCAUAGGUGAG
This is a messenger RNA of Rubroshorea leprosula, 1734 nucleotides long. The record is from the annotation of a GenBank genome assembly. Lineage: Eukaryota; Viridiplantae; Streptophyta; Magnoliopsida; Malvales; Dipterocarpaceae.